ACUGUCAUUUCUGAAGAUAUAGUAAACAUUAUUAUUAUCAUUAUUGGGAACGUUCCUUACGUUUGUUUUUGUUGCUCAGCUGAUCUUAUUGUGGUCCCCGUCCGCUCACUUGACAGGAUUACUCUACAGUAAUGAUAUAACAUGAGUAGUGUGAGGGUGGAUGUACAGUGGUCUCCACUGGCUGAUGACCAGUUUCUCACUUGGGGAUCAGACCUUCAGCUUUAUCAGGUCCAAGAAAUAUCUCCAACAGAUGUCGUUGAAUUACCUCGUUUUAGACUGGGUCCCAAAACAGCUGCUUCUCUCUUAGCGACAAACAGUGACCUUCAGUAUAUUAAAUGUGUGGCUUGGUGUCCUGGCCUGGAAACUGAUCCUUCUAGUCAUCUCAUAGCUGUAGGGCAAGCUAAUGGCAAGGUAGCGCUCACUAAUUUCAGCAAGGUUCAUGACCCUCGAGGGAUUAAGGGGAAGGAAUUCAUUCCAAAGCAUUCCCGUCCUGUCAAUUCUCUGUCGUGGAACACCCAGGAGCCGCAGCUUCUUGCAGCAGGUCUAGACAGGGGACGAUCUGAUCCUUCAGUUAGUGUUUGGGAUGUUACCCGUGGUAGUCAGCCAUCUUCGUAUUCAAAUGAGCAGAAAAACUCUUCGAGUGAUGUUAAACCUCUGGUUGAAUUUGGUUUGAAUGAAACCUGCCAUAGUUUAGCAUUUUCUCUACAUGCGAGCAGGACAUUGAUUACUGGGAUGAACAACAAGCAUAUAAAAUUAUUUGACAUUAGAGAUUCAAAGGCUCUUACAUCUGUCAAUACUAAGGCAGUCAAUGGAAUUUGUACAGAUCCUCACAAUGAACAUAGGUUUGCUUCAUUUGUGGAUAAUCAGGUUCAUAUUUGGGAUUUUCGAUACAUAGAACGUCCUUUCUCUAUUUAGAUAUCAAAUAAACCUGUAACAAAAUUAUUGUUGUGCCCAUCAAGAGCAAGUUUGUUGGGUUCAUUAGGAAAAGAUAGUUCUGCAGUUCGAAUUCAUGACAUAUUGAAUUAUAUUGUUGGUGGGGAAGAUCAAGAACCAGCAGUCAUCACAAGAGUUAUUACCCCUGAUCAAAGUAAUUUCAUAUCAGCAUUCUCCUGGCAUCCCACACAUGAAAACAGAAUCAUAACUGCAUCUUAUACAGGUAAACUGGUUGACAACGUUGUUCACGAGAGAAUCACUUUGAAUUGGUCUGUUACAAGUGCCUUAGUAUGGACAAAUGGAAAGAAAAUGCUGCAACAUGUAGACAACGAGCAUCCAAUGUAUCCUCACUUGGAUGAUAUUUCUACUGCCAUCAUGAUUCGAGCUAAGAAAAGAUAUGGAUUAUUUGUUGAAAAUUUAGCAAGUAAUGGAGAUGUAACAGAUGACAUGUCUUUGAAAAACCUUUGGACCUGGCUUGAUGCGGCUAAAAGUCACGUGUCUGGGAAUUUCAAGUUACCAGGAGGUACACCAUACAGAUACCAUGGUGUUUUGAGUUUAAUGACAAUGGGAAACACCAGUUCUGAUGUGACACACAGACCUUGGGUAGGACUAGAAGGUAUUAAACCUUCGUAUGCUAAAGUCUUCAGAUCUGAAGAACGUAUCCGAGCUUUAGAGCUGUGUUCUUGGGGAUUUGAUAAUGAGGCUGUAUUGACUAGCUUCCUGAACCAGUUAGAGGCAACUGGAAAUUACACUCGUGCUGUUGCUAUUGCUGUCUUCAACCAACGUAUAAGGCAGGCCAUUCAAAUUUUGCAACGAGGAGCAAAAGCCAGGAAGGAUCCAGGUUUAAAUUCAACUGCAAUGGCUUUAUCAGGUUACACAGAAGAACGGAAGGGACUGUGGAGGGAGACGUGCACUGGCCUGCGUUCGCAGCUGAGUGACCCUUAUCUUCGUGCUAUGUUUGCUUUCUUAACAGAUGAUGCAGAUUCAUAUGACCCUGUUUUGAGUGAAACAGAAAUUGCCAUUCAGGAUCGUGUGGCAUUUGCUUGCUCUUAUCUCAGCGACUCAAGGCUGAAGGAGUAUUUGGAACGUCUCAAUGCUCGUCUGACCGAAGAAGGAAAUCUGGAUGGCAUUCUUUUAACAGGUCUGUGUUCGGAAGGAAUUGAUCUUCUUCAACGAUAUGUUGACCUAACUGGUGAUGUUCAGACUGUUGCAUUAGUGACAAUACAUGCACUCCAACACUUGGUUUCAAAGGACACCCGGCUUUCCCAUUGGGUUCAGAGUUAUCGCAGUUUAUUAGACAGUUUACGUUUGUGGAAUGAACGUGCAGAACUAGAUGUCAUCAUGAACAAGAGUCGAUAUGCAGAGCGACCUCCACAGCACGUCUACAUUACUUGUACUUUUUGUAUGAAGAGUAUUUCUGCAUAUAUUCAAGCACCUGGUAGACCAAGAAACCCUUAUGCAAGAUUUGGAACUGGUUCGGCAAAUAAGUCCAAGAUGCAAGCGUGCCCCAACUGCCGCAAACCUCUUCCUCGGUGCUCGCUUUGUUUAGUCCACAUGGGUACUGUUUCUGGCUGGUGUAGUUCCUCUAAAGUAACAGGUACAGAGGAUGAGUCAAAUACUAAUGCUGAUGAUCCAAAGAAAAAGUUGGCAAAUAUCAUGACGUGGUUUACUUGGUGUCAGACCUGUAGACAUGGUGGACAUGCUCAACACCUUAUGGAGUGGUUCAAGGAACAUACCGAAUGUCCUGUAACACAAUGUAAUUGUAAAUGUAUGUUACUGGACACAGUCAGUAGAAUUCCAUCGUCAUCCACGUAAAUUCAUACCGAAGAUAACUUAAAAUUAUUAAGCAACUAUUUGCAUUUUUUAAACUUUUGUAUGGAAACUUACUUUAGGGUCUGUAAAAAAAUAAAAAAAGAUUUGCAUAAAAGACAUCUUUAAAAGGUUAUAUGUUUUGUUACCUUGAUAUGUAAAGAAUAGUAACAGUUAUUGUAACAUUCUGAGAUUUCAUAUUGAAAUGCUUUUUAUGUUUAUACCUUCAGUAUAUUGGUAAUUUAAGUGGUGCUAAUAAAUUUUUUGCAAAAAAAUAUAUUUUUAUGUACAUGUAUAUGAAUUCCAAAUGGCAUUGUCUGUAGAGUAGACAUAUACUGUAGUAAUGUGUAUAGUCCUUUUACCUUGUUUUACUUCUUUCUUUUAAGAAUAUGACCUUUUAUUUUGUUUUACUCCUUUCUUCUGAGAAUAUGAUUUUAGUAGCACAUAAGAAGUCACUAUAUGUGUUGCUUUUUUAAAAGAUUGUCAUAAAAUUUCACUCCUUUUGUAAUAUGAGUACAGUUAUGGAAACUAAACCAUAACCCUGUUAUCUAUUUUAAUAAUCUUAAAACAUUUUGUGAAGAUUAUUUAAUUUUUAUUUCGGCCGACUUAAGAGCUGUUAGCCAAAUUAUAUUAGUAUCUUUGUUUCCUGUCCUUGGAAAUUUUAUGAAAUGACUUUCUAAUAUGUGGAAUGCUACAAUGUAUGUAUUUUAAAAAUAAAAAUUUUGUAACAUU
This is a messenger RNA of Macrobrachium nipponense, 3474 nucleotides long. RefSeq names its product GATOR2 complex protein MIOS-A-like (gene mio). The record is from RefSeq and is a predicted model, not a curated record. Gene Ontology annotation, molecular function: protein binding. Gene Ontology annotation, biological process: cellular response to amino acid starvation; positive regulation of TORC1 signaling. Gene Ontology annotation, cellular component: cytoplasm. NCBI's taxonomy places the organism in Eukaryota, Metazoa, Arthropoda, Malacostraca, Decapoda, Palaemonidae.